AGGUGACAUUUGUCGCUGCUGGUGUGUAAACUUUUCCGCAGCGCAAGGGAAUGCGAUUGGGCCUGUGGCCGUGAUAUUUGAGUGUUUUCUAUUUUCUCCGUGCGCAAAAAAACACCACGCCAGCCAGCGUUGCACAGUUUGCACUUUUCCCUCCCCAAAAACAGUGAUACAGUGUGAAAUUGCAAGCAGCGACAAUGGUUCUGACGCGAGUUAUCCGUGCCGUAGGUCGUUCGACCUUGCUCGAGACGGGUGUAGCUGGUAGCGGUGGAGGCCAGCUGCAGCUGGUACGGUUGCCGCUGCGUCGCAAGUACACUUAUCGCAGCGGUGCCCUGAAACCGAUGCCCGAGAUCACACCGUUCGGACUGUUCGGCAUUAUCGCCACCGUCAUCCCGGGGCUACUGAUUGGGGCGACCAUCAGCAAGAACAUGGCCAACUUUCUCGAGGAGAACGAUCUGUUUGUGCCGUCGGAUGACGACGAUGAUGACGAUUAAAGAGAGCGAGAGGACAAGGGAGAGGAAAAGAUCCGCAAACCACGGACCUACACAACUACACACACGUACGGGGCAGGAUGGGGAGACGGGGCAGCACAUGGGUCAGGAUCGAUAUUUUUAGAAUGCGAACAAUUCUUCAACCUGUACGUGCGGUGUAAAUAAUUCUCUAGUUCAUUUUAAUACAAGAAAUGCUGCGAUCAUCCCCUGGCCCCAGCCUGUAUCGAACCUUGUUAUAGAUAGCAGCUGUUAAACGAAGCUCCCAAUCCCUUCGCUUUCAUUCGUUUCACAGUAGUUACAGCUCUUCCCCAUUCACUGUUAAGGAUGUAGCAACCUCGAAAGGAAGAGAAGUGGCCGACACUAACACAAAACAACGCUCACCAGUGAUAUCAUCGAAAGCGGAAGGAAGACAGGAGCGGCUUCUUCCGCAUUCUUGCUCGUUUCAAUCGAAUGUUCGUAACUUUAUUGUUGUGCUUGCAGGAAUAAUUUAGGUCCACACCAUCAGAACUGUAGCGUGUUGAAUCGUUUUGAUUUUCAUUUGUACAUAAUUUGCAGUUAAGUUUUUCGUUUUAAGUUUUUUUUAAACAUACAGUUUAUGCUUUUGUUUUGCUUCGUGUCAGCAGCGAGCAAACGACGAACCAUCGCGCACGCAUCCGCCAUCGCGCAAAAUAGGCGGCUUAAUUAACGAGAAAUCAAACAAACAAA
Molecule: messenger RNA, 1193 nt
Organism: Anopheles arabiensis
Lineage: Eukaryota; Metazoa; Arthropoda; Insecta; Diptera; Culicidae
Gene: EMRE
Product: essential MCU regulator, mitochondrial
Exons: 2
Coding region: 195-491 (98 amino acids)
Biological process (GO): mitochondrial calcium ion homeostasis; calcium import into the mitochondrion
Cellular component (GO): uniplex complex; mitochondrial inner membrane
Source: RefSeq, a predicted model, not a curated record